Molecule: messenger RNA, 2601 nt
Organism: Momordica charantia (bitter melon)
Lineage: Eukaryota; Viridiplantae; Streptophyta; Magnoliopsida; Cucurbitales; Cucurbitaceae
Source: RefSeq, a predicted model, not a curated record
AUGUUUCUUAUUAAUCGCACUUCAUCACAUGUGUUGUCUUGGCGCACUCCUUUUGAAUUGCUUCAUAAGACUCUGCCUGAUUUUGGACAACUUCGUGUUUUUGGUUGUCUCUGUUUUGCUUCUACACUUACUGCCAAUCGGUCUAAAUUUCAAUCUCGGGCUGUUCCGGCUAUUUUUACUGAGUAUCCACCUGGAAUAAAAGCAUAUAGGUUAUAUGACAUUACCAAUCAGAAAUUUUUUAUUUCCCGUGAUGUUGUAUUUCAUGAGGAUGUUUUCCCCUUUCACAAAGUUACUGAGAAAGAUGGCAUUUCUGACCCAUUUCAUGGUUUUGUUUCACCCAAGGUUCUUCAUUGUGGCAGUGAUUUGUCCCAUCUUCCCACUAACUCUAGUGUUGUGCAAUCUGAUGGAUGUUUGAGGACAUUUUAUGGACAUACGGCUUCACCUCUUGUGUGUAAAGACCCUGCCACUGUUCCUCUUCCGACGCUGUCGCCGACCGCUGACACGGCCUGGCCGCUUGCUCCCGAUUUGAUCUCGCUGGCCGUUGACAUAUCCGAUCCAUUGGUAGUCGCAGCUCCAACUCCGCUGGCCAACUUGUUUGAUUCUUCGCCGGCUCUUGCACAUCCUUCCUCGAUGGUGCCUGUACUUCCGUCGGACCCAUCGGCCGCUGCCACCCCAACUCCGCCAGUCGUAACAGCAUCGGACCCACCAACAAUCACAACGGUACCUGACCCAUUGCCUGUCGCCAUUCUAGCUCCACCAACUCUUCUUGUUCUAGGUUCGUCGACCGUUCCCAUUCUCAGGUCACCGACCAUUGCCGCUCCCGAUUUGCCGGUCACACCCGUUCCAGAACAGUCGCCUGUUCGUUUAGUUGUUGUCCAACCGCCUGACAUGCCUAUUUUACAUCGUAUUCUAAGAGCUACAACACCACAUAAUGAGUUUUAUCAUCAAGCGAUGGAUUUUGAGCAUUGGCGUGUUUCUAUGGCUGCCGAGCUUGCUGCCAUGAAAGACAAUCGUAUUUGGAGUGUUGCUUCUCUCCCCUCCGAUAAGCAUACUAUUGGGUGUAAGUGGAUUUUUAAAAUUAAACAUCGUGCUGAUGGCUCUAUUGAGCGCUACAAAGCCCGUUUAGUAGUCAAGGGGUAUACACAACAGGAAGGUUUGGAUCUUUUGGUAACUUCCUUUGCUUCAAUUAGACAUGAAUAAGGUUUUUUUGCAUGGAGACUUGGUUGAAGAGAUAUAUAUGGACUUGCCUCUAAGAUAUAAACCCCCUUUUUUCUGUCAAUGGUGAUCGGUUGGUAUGCAAAUUCAUAAAUCGCUUUAUGGCUUCAAGCAAGCUUCUCGCCAAUGGUUUGCAAAAUUUUCAGAAUUUUUACUGUCUCUUAGUUUUCGAUAAUCCAAGGCUGAUUAUUCAUUGUUUGUGAAUGGUGAUGGGGGUUCGUUUCUUGCUUUACUUGGUUAACGAUAUAAUUAUUACUCGGGUGUCUAUUUCAGCCAUUAAUAACCUGAAAGCACUUCGAUCGUCAUGCUCGGUUGAAGCUCAAGGAUCUUGGUUCUCUAAAAUAUUUUCUUGAUCUUGAACUUUCUCGAUCCUCUUCAGACAUUUUUAUUUCUCACUUGUAGACACUGGAUUUCUUGGUUGCAGGCCUAAUUAUGUUCCUAUGGAUCCUCGCUUGAAGUUGUGUUCUUCUGAUGUUGAUUUGCUUCCUGAUCCUUCGAUAUUUCAUCGUCUCAUUGGACGACUUUUAUACUUGACCAUUUCUCCCCCUCACAUCACGUUUGCUGAGCAUCGACUUAGUCAGUUCAUGUCUCGCCCUUGUAAAUCACAUCUUGCAGCUGCUCAUGACUUGUUACGUUAUUUGAAGACCUCUCCUGAUUCAGGUAUGUUUCUUCCGGUGGUUUCUCAUUUUCAAAUACGAGCUUUUGUCGAUGCAGAUUGGGGUGCUUGUUUGGAUACGACGUUCUGUCACCGGAUUUUGUGUUUCUCUUGGCGAUUCUUUGGUCUCUUGGAAUUCCAAGAAACAGAAUACUGUCUCUCGCUCGUCUACUGAGGCUGAGUAUCGCACUCUUUCAGUUGCUACCAGCGAAAUUGUUUGGCUAACAAGUCUUUUGCAUGAUCUUCGUAUUCCUUUUGAGCUCCUUUUUUUGUGAUAAUCAAUCUGCUAUUCAUCUUGCCUCCAAUCAACCUGCCGAUAUGUUUACAAAGCCAUUGCCUGCUACCCUUCUUUUUCCCCUAUUGCCCAAGAUGAGCGUUUUAGAUAUCCACCAUCCAUCUUGAGGGGGCGUAUUGCGAAUAGAUAUUUUGUUAACUACUUACUUUCCAGUUCCUAUAAUUUUGUUCUUAAGUUACUCUAGAUAGUUGUACAGUUAUACAAUUUGUUAUUUGGUUAUUUCCCAAUAUAAGGAUAAGGAGUUGUAUUAUCAAAUGAAAGUAGAUCAAUAAAAGAUUUUCUCUGCACAUUUUUCCCUCCAUAUUAGUUCAAUACUUACAAAAUAAAAAUAAUAAACAAAAAAUAUGUCAAAAUGGGUGGAGAAAAGGUCUCUGAAAUUCACAUCUUAAUCUACUCAUAUUCAUAAGGAAAAAAUCAUAGGAACAAAAUGACAGAA